AUGUCGUCAUUCCAGUGUCCUUCAUGCGGCAAAGGCGGUUUCAAGAAUGAUGUCGCUGUUGCUCGUCACAUGAGCCAACCUCGUUCUGGGUGCAGUAUGUGGCUGCAGGAUUUGGCAUGCUUUCGCCCCGAGUCUGAUGACUCUCGUAUGGACUCGGAUGAUGAACCAAAUAUUUCCAUGGAUAUGGAUGAUGGACCGAAUAUACCCGACAUCGAGUCUGGGAGUACUGGUGGUAGUGAGAGCCAGGGAAUGCCAACUCACAACUCGGAAGUUAUCGACUCAUAUCCUGACUGCGCUCAAACAUACGGCAAGGGCUACACGUUCCUCGAUCUAUUCAAUUCCGACAAUAACAGCAAACACCGUGCAAUGAAUCCGUAUUACCCAUUCAGCAGCCGGAAAGACUGGGAAGUUGGGUCGUGGCUCCUUCGCUCAGGAUUGAGCAUGGGGAAGAUAGACAGUUUUCUUUCACUCGAGAUGAUAAAGACCCUUCCGUUGUCAUUCCUUUCGGCCAGGGAACUUCGCAGUAGAGCGGAAAUGUUGCCCAGCGGUCCGCGCUGGAUGUCUCAAAUCAUACCUACAAAAUUUCCUACGAAAUUGCCCAUUGUGUUGUAUUGGCGCGAUCCCCUGGAUUGUAUUUCAAGCCUUCUCAACCAUCCUGCCUUUCAUGAUCAGCUGGACUUUACACCUCGCAGGGUGUAUACCACUGCACAGAGGUUGUGUCGUGUGUUCUCGGAAUGGGCGACAGGUGAUGACGCGUGGAAUAUGCAGUCAGCCCUACCAAAAGGUGCAACACUCCUUGGGACCAUCUUAUCAUCUGACAAGACGAAUGUAUCGACCAUGACGGGCGACAGAGUUGCACAUCCCCUUCUCGUUAGCCUUGCUAACAUACGCAUGUCUACCCGACUCAAAUCGUCUUCGAAUGCCUUUGUCCUUACUGCUCUACUCCCCGAUCGCCUCAUUCACGAAUGCUUGGAUAUAGUUCUACGUCCACUCAAGGUAGCUGCCCGCGAAGGGGUCAUGCUGUCAGAUCCUAUCGGACACACAACUACACUCUCCCAGCUGGCUACUGCACGGAGUAAAGUUGAUCCCGAUGACAUCGAGGCUUUUUUCCGUGAGGCCCAGAAGUUUCGUCUGAAUGGCGUCAACACACCAUUCUGGCUAGAUUGGCCCCUCAGUGAUCCAUCACACUUUCUUACUCCCGAGUUUCUUCACCUCAUCCAUCGCGAGUUCUAUGACCACGAUAGAUCAGAGAUCGAUUUUCGGUUCUCUGUGUUGCAGGUCAUCACUGGGUUCCGUCAUUUUCAUGGCGGGAUUUCAAAACUUAAACAGGUUACAGGACGCGCUCAACGCGACAUCCAGCGCUCAAUUGUCGCGGUCAGCGCGGACGCAGUACCUAGCACCGUGAUGGCUGCCGUACGAGCUCUCAUGGACUUUUGGUACCUCGUACAGUCACCCGUAAUCGAUGACAUCCAACUCACCCAUAUUUCCACGGCCCUUGAAGAAUUUCACGCCAACAAAGAUGCAAUUAUAGAUGGCGGAUUUCGUCGUGGUCAGCGUGGUGGAGUCAUUGAGAACUGGUACAUACCAAAGCUGGAGCUCAUGCAGUCCAUAGUUCCGAGCAUAAGGAACACUGGAGUUUCUCUGCAAUGGACCGCCGACACCACCGAACAUGCGCACAUAACGGAAAUCAAGGAUCCUGCUCGCUCCAGCAACAACAACAACUACGAUCCCCAGAUAUGUCACCAUCUUGACUGUACCGAUAAGUGCCGCCGCUUUGACCUCGCUAUGAACUCGAAGCGGCAGGGUUCAGAUGACGUUGGCGAUGUCAAUGACAACGUUGAUCUCGAUGCAGACGACGAUCACGACGAUGGCGAUGUUGAUUUCGACACAGAUGUCGAUCAUGAUAUCCCACACCUUCUAGCGAUGAACAAAUACCCUGGGCAUUCACGUCUGACCACUAAUUACUUCGAAAUUGCCAAGGUCCUUCAGCACAGGGAAGCGGGAACAGUCCCUGUGCCAUUGCGCGCGUUCAUUAUUGAACGCACAGCAUUCCACCUCGCCUACGACCUGUUAAGACUAAAUAUAUCUGUUGACGAUGCUGCCAUUAAGUUUGGCCUUCCCGACUUACGACCAGCCAUUGCCGACUUUCUUCGUCGUGAGGAUACUCACGGGAGGGAUCACAUCCAUACUAUUGGGGGGGCUAGAAGAGCUGGACCCACUACUCCACUUCCCUUCGACAAACUACAAGUCUGGUUUAAGCUUCGGCUCCAGGACACCGAUUUUCAUGAUAUCAGCAUCAUACGGCCUGCACAGACCCUCAACUGCGCACCCCCUUCUGAUCCCUGGACCUCUGGCCGGUAUGACACAGCCAUCAUCAAUAACAAGGCGAGAUGUGUAUGGCCCACAGAUGGUCUUCACGCUCCACUUGCUCAACGAGCGAAGCGUUCAAAUGGUACUCGGGUGGGUGACAUCGUGCCUGUGACACAGCUCAGAGCACUUGUCAACCUCGUCCCUCGCUUCGGUGCAAGUGCGGACAACCGCCUCACCCCAUAUAAUAGCAUGGAACAUGCUUCGCAGUUUUGGCUCAACAAGUAUUGGGACAAGAACUCAUAUUUUCCUCUUUCCAUGUAA
This is a messenger RNA of Suillus subalutaceus, 2631 nucleotides long. RefSeq lists its product as uncharacterized. Lineage: Eukaryota; Fungi; Basidiomycota; Agaricomycetes; Boletales; Suillaceae. The record is from RefSeq and is a predicted model, not a curated record. Bases 1 to 2631 code for a protein of 876 amino acids. The transcript is spliced from 10 exons.